AUGGCUGCAGAAGCCGUACAAAAUGUUACGAAAACUUUUAAAUACUCCUUUCCCACUUGCACGAACGAAGAGAUUUUGUUUAAUUUAGAAGUACCGGUUGAUAUUCCUUACGAAGGUUCUUCGAGGGAGCUUGUACAACGAGUGCUGAAGAUGUUUCAUAUCCCAGUGUAUUUAGAAGAUGAUUUGAAUGAAAAAUUAGCAGAAUUUAUAUCAGAAGAAACAAAAAACUUUCACAAUAAAAGAGAUGCAAAAUUAAUAGACCAGUUGAAAAAUGGUGCAUUAAAUGUAGAAGGUAUUAUAAAAGGUUGGGAGAAAAACUUCAAAGAGAAUGUUCUAGAGUUUGCUGAACAAAAAGGUUCGUCGGAUGAAGAAGUUUUUGCUACAGCAUAUCAUAAGUUAGUGCAUUCUCCAGCAUUAGAAACAAUAUUGCAAGUUGAAAGCUCAUAUGCAAAGACAGUUAUGAAUAUGAUUCAAAAUAGAGAUGAAGAUAUAAGAAAACUUACUGAAAGACAAACACAAGAAAUGGAAGAAAAGAUAAGACUCCUGAACACAUCCACAACUGAAGAGGAAAUCAAUGCUCUUGCUGCAAAACAUUUUGAAGAGCAAAGUGUGGCAUCUGGACGUUGGGAGUCUCAGCUGGAUGCUCUAAGGCAUGCUCAACGGGCCGCUCAUAGGGCUUGGUUAAUGGCUGCUAUAGAUGAUUAUCAGUUGAAUGAAAAUGUGACUCCCAGUAACUCCCCUCUUUGCACUUUCCCUCCGGAAUUACCUGGUCCAGUGCAGCCAGCACCACCACGUCUUGAAGAAAGCUUUACCAUACACCUGGGAUCUCAGCUCAAACAGACACAUAAUAUCCGGCUUGUAGCAGUUGAUAUAUUGGAUUUAUGUUCUGUUAAUAGAGGAGACAGUGCUACUUGGAACCGAGCGCAACCUGCCUUGGGGCUCUAUUCAAAUGAUCUGAGCGCAGUGGUGUUAUUAGCUGAACAUGAGCCCUUACGAUCUCCAUUGGUUGGUCUUGCGCGUCAAGCCACUGAGCAUCACUUUGAUGACGUGGAAAUACAGCUACGUGACAUCACGGAGAAAGUAAAGGAACCAGCUGAAAAACGUAAUCUAGAACGCAUUCAAGAAGGCGAAGGUAGAUCAAGAAAUACUCGGACCAAACGCGCCUUACAACCCGGUGACGUAUACUUGAGCCGGCACAGCAAUUUGGCAGAUGCCCACCUAGUCUACCACCUGGUUAUCGAUGAUGAACAAAUGAAAGCCGGGGACAUCACGUCUCGCCACCCUGCAAUUCUGGCACUGCGCAACAUUCUCAAGUCAGCUUCUUGCAAUGACGUCACUUCUAUAGCUCUACCGCUGCUUUUGAGACACGAUCUUAGUGAAGAAAUGACGAUGUCAUGGUGCGUACGACGCGCGGAACUAGUCCUCAAGUGCGUAAAGGGAUUUAUGCUGGAGGGGAGCGGAGGUGGCGGCGCAGAACUACGCACACUGACAGUCGCUCUUCCUGCCGCGACUAAUCAAGCACUCUUCACUGCGCUAGCCGACCUACUGUCUAAUAUAUUUAGACUGGCCGGGCCUGUGCGACAGAAUAAAAUAUAA
This is a messenger RNA of Leptosia nina, 1596 nucleotides long. Lineage: Eukaryota; Metazoa; Arthropoda; Insecta; Lepidoptera; Pieridae. The record is from the annotation of a GenBank genome assembly.